UAAGUUUUAUAGGCAGUCUUUUGUAGACGUUCAUCGAUCCUCGGGGCUGUUUUGUGCGGAUUCGAACGCUCUCAUAUCUUCCCAUAGGGUGCUGGCAAUGGUUUCUUCCGUUUCCGAGGCAACGUUCCGCAACAAGCGCAGGCAGUUCCGCGAGCUGAGCAGCAAGCACCCUCCACCCGCAUGCUAUCUGCUGGCUCCUGGUUCUACCAGCCCUGCGGUGUGACCCGGACUUGAGCUGGGGUUCUGAGCUCGGUUGUGGGAUCAGGUGCCUUUGGAGAGGUGACACCGGGUACCCUAAAUACCCGCCUACUUCAAGUCUCCUUCCCUGAAAGGAGUAACUUUACAUCAAUUUAGUCCAAACUGUUUGACGAGAACUUGUGUGGAAUUCCAUUUUUUUCUUUCUACUUGAAUGUAAGCCAAGUGUGUGCUUUUUAUUAAAGUCUCAGUUUCUUACUUCUACCAGUGAGCCUUCUCGGUAGGUUGGAGGUGUUUACAAUUCCUCUGUUAAAGGUUGGAUGAUUCUUCGUGUUGCUGAAGAGCUAAGUGGGGUGUAUGUAGUGAGGGAGUUCGAGGAUUUUGCUAUAAAAGAGCAGAAUUAAGAAACUGUCUGAAGUAACCACCACAAGAAGCAAUCAUGCCUGUAGAAGGAGGAGGGAAAACAGAUAUGGAGAGGGUUGGCCUCUUCAGCGAGAUGGAAUAUACUACUGUGGGUGAUAAAUAUGUGUCACAAUUUAAUCGACCCUUUAAUGAGGCUGCAAGCAAAAAUAGACAAAUGCUACCUGGGGGAUCCAAAGAAAUGUCAAAUCUCCAGGCAGGUUACUUUGAUUCCCAGUUCACAAGGAUUUUUGAAGGGGAAGGCUACGUGAACCUGAAUCAAGUGAGGAGACGGCAUAUGAUGUUGGAAGCCAAAAAGAAUCUAGGCAAAGCCUUCAUCCCUAGUAGUGGUGAGAAAAAGCCAAGUGGAUUAGGAAGCUACUAUGGAACAAUAGGUGGUCCCAUCCCCUUCUUCAGUGCACAGCUUAAGCCCAGGGACAAAUAUGAGCCCCCCAGAAAGAAUUUAUAUACCAACCCAGGAAAAAAAGGAACUGGAUAUGGCUAUGCAAAUGUUACCAUAGGCCAACAGUUUUCACACUCUGCUGAUUUUUAUGAUGCCCCAAAACUAAAUUAUAAGAAAGACACUGAGGAUCACCACCGGUUACUCAAAGGGUCACCAUUCAAGUUGAAUCUUCAUCCGAGGGACUAUUUUGACACUAAUCCUUAUUUCCUGGAAAAACCUUUACCUCCAAUUAGAAGAGAAAAGAAGAAAGAAGUACGUUUAAAGCCUUUUAAGCCCUCUUCUCCUGGUAAAAAGCCUGGUGGAAUGAAGGCGGGAACAUUUGACCCUUACCCAUUACACUCUGCUGAUCCUUAUGUGGUUAAAUUGGGAAAGAUUACUGGAAAAACUGAAAAGAUUUUCCAUCCACCAAAUGGUCCAAAAAGCAGACCCAUUGAAAGUAUAGUGGCGUUGAACAUCAGAAGGACACUAAAUAUGAAGAACUACAAGACUGCUUCAGCAGAGUUAUUUGGAAGACAAUUGGUUUUCUAGAUCCUGACUACCAGUAACUCAUCUUAAAAUAUUACAGAAUAGAUCAAGCAUUUAAAAGAAAUUUAAACCUGCACUCAAUGCCAA
Messenger RNA from Nannospalax galili (Upper Galilee mountains blind mole rat), 1669 nucleotides. RefSeq names its product chromosome unknown C4orf47 homolog (gene Cfap96). Gene Ontology annotation, cellular component: centrosome. The transcript is spliced from 8 exons. NCBI's taxonomy places the organism in Eukaryota, Metazoa, Chordata, Mammalia, Rodentia, Spalacidae. The coding region runs from base 635 to 1585 and encodes 316 amino acids. The record is from RefSeq and is a predicted model, not a curated record.